Colossoma macropomum (tambaqui) is the source of this 3060-nucleotide messenger RNA. RefSeq names its product fatty-acid amide hydrolase 2-A-like. The transcript has 11 exons. The coding region runs from base 100 to 1740 and encodes 546 amino acids. The record is from RefSeq and is a predicted model, not a curated record. NCBI's taxonomy places the organism in Eukaryota, Metazoa, Chordata, Actinopteri, Characiformes, Serrasalmidae.
UACACUGAGCUGCACGAUGGGGGCAGUGAAGGGUCAGGUUAUGCUGUAGCCUGUGUCGAUGCUGAACCGGCGCUGUGUCGUCGUCGUUAUCCGCUCGCCAUGGCCAUGACGCGGUUCGAGAGACUCCUGGGUCUCUUGCUCAGAGCUGCUGUGAGAGUUUUUCUCGCCGUUUUUGAGUUGUUUACACCUCAGCGAGGAAGCGCCGAAGAGCCUCGACUCCCUCCCAUCAGCAACCCGCUGCUCAGGGUCCCUGCAAUACAACUCGCCCGGCAGAUUCGUCGUAAAGAAGUAACCAGUGUUGAGGUGGUUCAGGCCUACAUUGAUCGUAUCCAGGAGGUCAAUCCACUGAUCAAUGCUUUGGUUAAGGACAGGUUUGCUGCAGCACUUCAAGAGGCAGCACAGGUGGAUAAACUGAUAGAGGAGGAGACGGGAGGGGAGGAUGUACUGGAGGACAGGCUCCCUCUUCUGGGAGUGCCUGUCACUGUGAAAGAGGCCUUCGCUCUGCAGGGCAUGCCCAACUCAACAGGACUGCUCAGCAGGAAGGCAGUGAUUUCGGGGGUGGACGCCCCGUCUGUGGCUCUGUUGAAGAGGGCGGGGGCGAUUCCUCUGGGUGUGACCAACUGCAGUGAGCUGUGCAUGUGGCUAGAGUCUCACAAUCACCUGUACGGCAUCACCAGGAACCCCUACAACCUCGGGAGGAUAGCAGGGGGUAGCUCUGGGGGAGAGGGAAGUAUAAUAGGUGGUGGUGCUUCGGUUAUUGGAGUGGGAUCAGACAUUGGGGGAAGCAUUCGUAUUCCUAGCUUUUUUAAUGGCAUAUUUGGACACAAGCCAACAUCAGGUAUAGUCAAUACUGCUGGACAGCAUCCUCCACCAUCCGGGCAGCAGCCGGGGUUUCUCUGUACUGGCCCUAUGUGCCGCUAUGCUGAGGAUCUCCUGCCCAUGCUGAGGAUCAUGGCAGGACCGGCUGCAGAAAAAUUAUCCCUCUCUGCUGAGGUUGACCUAAGGAAGCUCAGGUUCUUCUCUGUUCCUCAUGAUGGAGGAUCACCGCUCCUCUCUCCAGUAGAUCCACAACUGAUUCAGGCUCAGAAAAAGGUGGUUGCUCGUCUGGAGGCUGACCUCGGGGUCAAAGUUAAAGAAGUGCGUAUCCCUCAGCUGAAAUACUCCUUUCAGAUCUGGGGAGCCAUGAUGUCCUCACCUGGCAAGGAUGGGAAGUCUCCUACCACAUUUGCAGAGCUCAUGGGUGGAGGAAAGAGGGUAUGGCCUGUGUGGGAGCUGUUCAAAUGCAUGCUAGGACUGUCUUCUCACACUGUGGCUGCUAUAGGUCUGGCACUGGUGGAGAUGUUUCAGAGCUCACAGCCGUCUCAGUUUAUCCUGCAGCAGAAGGAGAGCCUGCAGAGAGAGCUGGAGGAGCUGCUGGGCACAAAUGGAGUGCUGCUGUACCCGUCUCACCCUCAACUUGCCCCAAAACACCACCAACCCAUAUUCACCCCCUUCAACUUCUCCUACACAGGAAUCUUUAACAUCCUGGGCCUGCCAGUCACCCAAUGUCCUUUGGGGCUCAGUGUGGAGGGCUUGCCACUGGGACUGCAGCUUGUGGCAGGAAAGCUGCAGGACCGGCUCCCUCUGGCCACCGCCCUGUACCUGGAGAAAGCCUUUGGUGGCUGGAGAGACCCAGGCGACAGAGCAAAUACAGCAGAAAACACCUUGAAUACCCCAAAAUCCAGCAGUAAUGCCACAUAAACAUCACACAUAACCUAAUAUAACCACUCUAACUACCCAAAGCUUACAGUUAAAGGUGUCUUUUACACAUUGAUGAGUGUUAUGUCCACAUACGGCAUUAUUGGAAGCUUGUUCAUCAUCUUAAGACAGUUUUUUGUGCAUUCGGUAGAGCACAAACUUUAGCUACUAUGCUGUUGUAAGACAAUUCAAUAUAGGCUUAAAUUAGCACAAUAUCGAAAUGGGGAGUAUUUACCUAACAACUAUACCCAUUUCUUUGAACCUACUACUAAAAGUGCUGUUUAGCGAAGCAGAGUGGAGCCCUGCAGCUGGGGGUCAGGUUCAAAUCAGAGAUAUGCCAGGUGCCAUGGCUUCUCAAUGCAUUUGGCUACAUGUUCUCUGAAUGCAGGGUCCCCCUCUUCUCCAUCAUCAUGGAAUGUAGUCAGGAGAGUUUGUAUGCAGUGUUGCCAGAUUGAAUAGUUUUCCAUCCAAUUGGGGAGUUUUUAGUUGGGGCAAAGUAGGAUCAGGCCAGUAGUCAAAGUUUGGGCUACACAUAAUAAAAUGCCAUAACUUCUCUCCACGCCCAUCAGAAUAUUGACCAACUACAUUGUAUCCACGCUUGUUGAGAGGAGGUUUGCAUUGCCAAUUCCCUAGUACGUGUUGCAUGUGUGAAUGCGUUUGAAUGUUUUUUUUUAAUUUUGCAUUUGAAAAUGCUAUAAUACCACUCUUUCUUCUCUAAUGUCUAUUCUAAUGACUACUAAGCUUUAAUAUAAGCUGUUAGAGUACUUCAAGAUGAGCAUCUAAAAGCAGAUUCUCAUCUCAAUCUACUGAAACACUUUAAUACCCCAUAAGAAGAAGUACACACCUAACACAGUGUGAGCGUGUGAUAUUUCAGGACAGAUUUCUUAGAAGAUUGAACUGGAUUCAGUAUUUUCUGCUGAUAAUAGCCCAAUAUUCACACCGGGCAUUGAAUGAAUGCACUACUGAUGCGUUAGAAUGAUUCAUUCACUGUUGCAUCAUUUUGGCUGUAAAUAAUAUUGUGAAAAUGCUAAAGUGUUUAAUAUUUAAGGUGUUAAGCUGUUUAAUUGUUUAGGCAGGUUUUAUUGCCUUCAGGUGUUUUUUGAGCAGUUUGGAAAACAUUCAACCAAUCUGGCAACUCUGUACCCAUGUAGAUGUGUGGCAUAAUCAGACGUCACAUUGUUUUCCUCAAGUGUGCUGGUGUGUUUGCCAGUGCUGCACAUCCAGUUCUGCUAAAAGACAUGCUACAUUGUCCUGGAGGAGAGGUGCACUAACCUUCACACUUGACUCUGCUGAUGAGGGCUAUGAAUAAAAUGGUUAAAAUGG